Molecule: messenger RNA, 1302 nt
Organism: Kalmanozyma brasiliensis GHG001
Lineage: Eukaryota; Fungi; Basidiomycota; Ustilaginomycetes; Ustilaginales
Product: Histone-binding protein RBBP4, N-terminal
Exons: 1
Coding region: 1-1302 (433 amino acids)
Biological process (GO): regulation of gene expression
Cellular component (GO): Rpd3L-Expanded complex; cytoplasm; nucleus
Molecular function (GO): histone binding
Source: RefSeq, a predicted model, not a curated record
AUGGACGCCUCCGACCUCAUCGAGGACGAAGCCGCCAUUGCGCAGCAGAAACUCUCCAACGAGGAGUACAAGAUUUGGAAGAAGAACUCUCCGUUCCUCUACGACCUCGUUGUCACUCACGCACUCGAAUGGCCCUCCCUAACAUGCCAAUGGUUCCCUGACAAAGAGUCCCCCGCAGGUCAGUCCUACACGCAACACCGUCUGCUUCUCGGCACGCACACAUCCGGUCAGGACCAGAACUACCUCCAGAUCGCUCAAGUCCAGCUUCCGAACACCGGCGCCGACGGACCGUCCAACUCUGCCGAGAGCCGACUCGACCUCAAGCAGUACGACGAGGACAAGGGCGAGAUUGGCUCCUACUCCGCGACGACCGCGCGAUUGACGGUGGUGCAAAAGAUCAACCACGAUGGCGAGAUCAACCGGGCUCGGUACUGUCCUCAGAAUCCGGAUCUGAUUGCGACGCGGACGGUGACGGGCAAGACGUAUGUUUUCGAUCGAACGAAGCAUUCGAACACGCCGAGUGCGGAUGGGGUUUGUCGACCGGAUAUCAUCCUGGAAGGGCAGGAGGCGGAGGGAUAUGGGUUGUCCUGGUCCCCUCUGAAGCAGGGGCACAUCCUGGCUGCGAGUGAGGACACAACCGUCUGCCACUGGGACAUCAACAACUACACCAAGGGGAACAAUACCCUGCAACCCACGGCGACGUAUACGGGUCACACGUCGAUCGUCGAAGACGUUGCAUGGCACCAUCAUCACGAAUCGCUCUUCGGUUCGGUUGGAGAUGAUCGACAGCUUCUGCUGUGGGACACGCGCGAGUCGCCCUCAGCCCCCAAGUAUCGCGUCGAGGCCCACACGGGAGAGGUCAACACCCUCGCGUUCAGUCCCGAGAACGAAAAUAUCCUGGUGACCGGUUCGUCGGACAAGACCGUCGCCGUGUGGGAUGUGCGCAAUCUCAAAGUCAAGCUCCACUCGCUCGAGUCUCACACGGACGAGAUUUUGAGCGUUUGCUGGAGUCCACACCACCCAACGGUGCUGGCGAGCGCCAGCGCGGACAGGAGGGUCAACGUGUGGGAUCUCAGCAAGAUCGGCAUGGAACAGACCCCCGAGGACGCAGAGGAUGGCCCACCCGAAUUGAUCUUUGUUCACGGAGGUCAUACCAGUCGUCCGACGGAUUUGGGUUGGAGCCCACACAUGGAGUGGGCACUCACCAGUGCUGCAGAGGAUAACAUCGUCAUGGUCUGGAGACCGAGUAAGGCCGUGAUCGAUACGGGCAAUGAGGAGGUUAGCGCCGAGGACCUCGAGUAG